This is a messenger RNA of Rhipicephalus microplus (southern cattle tick), 1575 nucleotides long. RefSeq lists its product as uncharacterized. The record is from RefSeq and is a predicted model, not a curated record. Lineage: Eukaryota; Metazoa; Arthropoda; Arachnida; Ixodida; Ixodidae.
AUGGCCCUCGACGGAGUGGCGCCGAAAAAGCUCAGCCUCAACCUCCAGCCGCCCGCACCGUUCGACUUUGUGAGCCCGGGAACCUGGCCAACAUGGCUCAGCCGCUACGAGGACUACGCCGUCGUUUCCGGCCUGACUCAAGCAUCCGGCGACAUGCACGUACGCUCGUUGUUGUACUGCAUGGGGCUGGAGGCCCGCCUACUUCUGGAGACGUUCUCGCUCGACACCGCAUCACUCGCCUCAUUUCAAGCGGUUGCCGCCAGCUUCACCGACCACUUCGUGCAUCCGGCGAAUGAACACUACGAGUCGUCGCGUUUUCACCGGCGUGUUCAGUUACCCGGCGAGAGCGUCGACGCCUACUACGCCGAACUGUGUAGAAUGGUGAAGCGGUGCAACUAUCCGUCAGCUGAGUUCAAGGUCGAUUCCGGAGCCGAGGUGUCCGCCGUUCCGAGCGACUUCCCUGAAUUGCCGGCCAAGCUCGACCCCGUCAACAGCCUGCUCACCGGACCUGGCGGUCAGCCGCUGCGCGUGCUAGGUUCAUACAUGGCGAGACUUCGGUGGCACGGGAAAAUGAGCUCUCAGCGCUUUUACGUGAUCCAGUCUCUCACCGUACCUCUUCUUGGACUGCCGGCGCUUCAAGCUCUGGAAGUUGUAAAGUUUCUCGACGAACUUCAGACUCCGAAAGAAACAUUGCGUGCUGAGCUCUUCCAGGGAUUGGGCACCCUCAAGGACGAGUACACUAUCCUUCUGAGACCUGGCGCCGUACCCUUCUCCCUAAGUGUGCCUCGCAGGAUUCCCAUCCCGCUACGCGAGGUCGUCCGUCACGAGCUUGACAAACUGGAGGAAGGAGGCAUGAUCCGCAGGGUCGACAACCCAACCCCGUGGUGCUCUGGUCUCGUUGUAGUACGGAAAGCCGAUGGUUCCUACCAGCUGUGCGUUGACUUGACUCAGCUGAACGAGGUCGUCCUUCGCGAUCGCCACAUCCUACCAACUGUAGAGCAAGUCAUUGGCCUCCUUGGCGACGCAACAGUUUUCUCCAAGCUGGAUGCAACAGCCAGUUUUCAUCAGGUUAAACUAUCUGCCGACUCCCAAGAGCUCACAACGUUCAUCACCCCAUUUGGCCGAUACUGCUUUUGCCGGCUCCCCUUUGGCAUCACCUCCGCGCCGGAGUACUUCCAAAAACAGAUGGCCAGAAUCCUGGAGGGCCAGGAAGGAGUCGCCAUUAUGAUAGACGACAUUCUGGUCUUUGGGCGCACCCGCGAGGAGCACGAUGCCAGACUGAGCCAGGUGCUGUCUCGCCUUGCAAAAGCAGGCAUCACGUUGAACCAAGACAAGUGUCGUUUUGGUGUCUCCGAAGUCUCCUUCCUAGGAGUCAUCGUUUCAGCACAAGGCAUCAGGCCAAGUCCAGACAAGGUCGAAGCAAUCAAAGCCAUGGAGGCUCCAACAGACAUCGCAGGUGUCCGGCGACUGCUCGGAAUGGUGAACCAUCUUGCCCGGUUUUUGCCUUGCAUCUCAGGUCACAGCUCCCAUCAGAGCACUUCUAAACAAGUCUGCGACUUGGGUGUGGCAGCAUGA